Molecule: messenger RNA, 620 nt
Organism: Acanthoscelides obtectus
Lineage: Eukaryota; Metazoa; Arthropoda; Insecta; Coleoptera; Chrysomelidae
Source: the annotation of a GenBank genome assembly
AUGCCCGAUACCAUUUCCAACUUCCUAGGCUGCCAGAAUGAUGGAACGAGAUCAGAUGUGAAAAAUAGACUAGUAAAAAGCAGCAUGUUUGCAUAUGGUGAAGACUCUGAUGACAACCCCAAUAAGUGCCUUCUUGUUUCAUAUGUUCCAAAGCGAAACAAAAACGUGCUGUUAUUAUCAACCCUGCAUGAUGAUAGUAAGACCAACGAUGACACUGGAGAUGCUUUCAAGCCCGAAGUUAUUACAGACUAUAAUUUUACGAAAGGAGGCGUAGAUGUGGUCGACAAGAUGAAAUCUGAAUAUUCAACAUCACGAUUCAGCAAUAGAUGGCCAUAUACCGUAUUCUGUGGGUUCCUGAAUAUAUCAACCAUCAACAGCCAAAUAAUCUAUCGAGAGAAUACAAACAAUAUUAUUACCAGAAGACAAUUUAUAUCGGAACUUAGGUUUUCUUCAGCUCUAGAGGAUUCCAGAAUGAAACAUCGGAAGAAGAAACCUUCAGUUCAGAAAUUUUAGAUCAGAAUUUUCAGUGUUUCGUUAGUAUUUUUGUUAUAGUUUAUAACAAUAAUUUUUCACUAAUGUAUAGCUGAAUAGUAUAAGUAAUACUAUACUUGAGAAUAUAA